CGAAAAACGAUCACUAAAUGUUGAACAUUCUAACAUGAAACUGUUGUAUCCACUAGUUCUAGUUCUGUUUAUUGUCCUGCAACGAGUUUCCGCUUCCGAUGAUGGAAUGUGUGUUGCGAAGGAGCAGUGCUCCGAAUCGAGUGAAAACAAGCCUGAAACUAACCGCUACACAGCCGAGUUCAACGUAUAUUUCAGCAAAAUUGAGUCAGCUCUAGCCGGGUAUGUUCCGUGCAACGACACUAACUGUAACUGCCACGUAAAUGUUCUGAAAGAGGACCUGAAGCAGUUUAAAGCAACCGGAAUCACGAAGGAUAUGAUCGAACGAGCCAAACAGUACGGGACCCACUACCAAGUGGUCGACCACAAAUUGCACCGGCAACGAGAUUGCAUGUUUCCAGCAAGAUGCUCGGGUGUAGAGCAUUUCAUCAAGCCCCUGCUCUCCCAGCUACCCGAUAUGGAUCUGAUCAUAAAUUGCCGCGAUUGGCCGCAAGUUCACCGGCACUGGAGCAAAGAAAAGACCCCGGUGCUGUCGUUUAGCAAAACGGAAGAAUAUUUCGAUAUCAUGUAUCCGGCAUGGGCCUUCUGGGAGGGUGGUCCUGCCAUCGCCCUGUAUCCCACCGGCCUGGGACGCUGGGAUAAACACCGCAAAAGUAUCACGGAGGCCGCCGCCGAGCAACCGUGGGAAAAGAAACGACCCAUGGCAUUCUUCCGCGGUUCACGCACUUCCGACGAACGGGACGCACUGGUAAUGCUUUCGAGAGCCCAGCCCAAAUUGGUCGAUGCACAGUACACCAAGAACCAAGCGUGGAAAUCUCCCCAGGACACACUGAACGCUGAACCGGCGCACGAAGUAACGCUCGAAGAGCACUGCCGGUAUCGGUUUCUGUUCAACUUCCGAGGCGUCGCAGCAAGCUUUCGCUUUAAGCACCUGUUUCUCUGUCGAUCGCUGGUGUUCCACGUCGGUGACGAGUGGCAGGAAUUUUUCUAUCCCUCCCUGAAGCCAUGGGUUCACUACGUGCCAGUGCCGGUACGCAGCAGCCCGGAUGAGCUCGAAGCUUUGAUUCGCUUUUUCGAUGAGCAUGACGAGCUGGCACAGGCCAUCGCCGAAAGGGGCUAUGAGCAGGUGUCGCAACAUCUUCGCAUGGCGGAUGUCGAGUGCUACUGGAAGAAGCUGCUGAAGCGAUACGGCAAAUUGAUACGCUACGCGGUCGAGCGGGAUGUAGGGUUAAUCGAAGUAUAGUGUGAUGAUACAAGACUGAACAGAACGCACGGA
Molecule: messenger RNA, 1273 nt
Organism: Anopheles bellator
Lineage: Eukaryota; Metazoa; Arthropoda; Insecta; Diptera; Culicidae
Product: O-glucosyltransferase rumi homolog
Exons: 2
Coding region: 35-1240 (401 amino acids)
Biological process (GO): protein O-linked glycosylation; positive regulation of Notch signaling pathway
Cellular component (GO): endomembrane system
Molecular function (GO): UDP-xylosyltransferase activity; UDP-glucosyltransferase activity
Source: RefSeq, a predicted model, not a curated record